Molecule: messenger RNA, 7289 nt
Organism: Zeugodacus cucurbitae (melon fly)
Lineage: Eukaryota; Metazoa; Arthropoda; Insecta; Diptera; Tephritidae
Exons: 7
Coding region: 36-7181 (2381 amino acids)
Source: RefSeq, a predicted model, not a curated record
CAACUACUUAGCGAGAGUAUUUGAGAAUCUUCGAGAUGAGGACAUUCGUAAUUCUAUUAAGCUGCCUUGUCUGCUGCGCCACAGCAGGACGCUAUGGUUUGGCGCAGAAACUCUUGGGUCUGAACAAUAUACGCAAGGCGGAAGGCUAUACACCUGUGGGCACGGAUCAGAGCCAGCGGCAAGAAUUUCUACUUGAUGUCCUACUUCAAGUCCAGAAGCCCUUGGUCAAUAACCAGCUUGUACAACUUGGUCAGGAACUAGUAACGGAUUCUAAUAUGUAUUUGUCGCCAAACGAUGUGAUUUUGCAGCAGUUCAUGCAACAGGCCAAAAAUCGAGAGAUUAUCGGUCGUAAUGGUGUCUACAACCCAGCCGAUAUCUCAAGUAUCCGCCAAUUAGUUGGACUUCAACGUUUCUUUGUGCUGGCUCGCGACUUCAGCGUUUUCCAAAGAAAUGUUGUUUAUGCACGUCUUUACUUCAACCCAGUUAUGUUCGUUGAUGCCCUAUCUCUAGCGAUACGCGACCGUCCAGACACUCAGGACCUUGUGAUACCACCAUUGAAUGAGAUUUUACCACAACAAUAUUAUGACAACUAUGUGCUCAGCUAUGCGCAAAAUGUUGAUUAUAAUAGAUUGAUUUCACAACAAGCAGGUGCGAAUAUCAAACCGAGUAUAUUUGACAUCUUCGGUCUGCGCAGAAUUGGUUCACUGUUUCAAUUAAGCAAAUAUGGACUCUACAAUCCAUUGCAACAGAGAUAUGGCGCACAGCGGUAUGGUUAUGGGAGAUUUGGAGGCCGUCGUGUCAACAGUAAAGAAAACGGUGGUGAGUACCUCGUAGACAGCAGUUAUAUACAAGAAAAACUUGUUGUGCCAGUGGAGGCAAGGGACGCUACUGAUUUAACAAACGAUAUCGAUCUGAAUGUUGCAUGGAACAAUAUUAUUAUUGAUCAAUUGGUGCAAGCCUUUACUGAAAGUAUACAAGGAGGUCAGCAAAGUGGUAUUAUCGGCAAUGAUCAACAGUCUUAUCAAGAGCUUAAAGAUGAGCAAACUUAUGAUUAUGGUGCUGGUUAUGGAGAAAGUUAUCAGGCUCAAAACAACAAACAAUACAUCUAUGAGGAUCAGUCGAGAGGUAUUAAUUCCAAUGGUUUACCACAAGUUGAUGUAAGCAACCCACGUCUACUGUAUGUCGGGCGUCGCCAUCGUGUAGAUAAUGGUGGAUAUUCAGCGUAUGUUAAUCCUUUCUAUCGCCAGCAAAACCAAUACGGCUACGACGACCAACAAUACGAUUCAGCGUACUAUAACUCUUAUGGUUCCCAACAAAGCCAACGAGGUAAAUAUACCUAUGGUGAUCAGACAUAUCCGUAUGCUCGUCAACAAUAUCAAAGAACACAAUAUGGGUACAUUGAUCCAGCAUAUUCCUAUGAUCGUCAACAAAAUCAAGGAUCUCAAUAUGGUUACCAAGGUGCUCAAUAUGAUUACAAGGACAACGAAUACUCCUAUGGUCGCCAACAGAAUCAGGGAUCUCAGUAUGGUUACAAAUCAUAUGGUCAACAGAAUCAGGGAUCUCAAUAUGGUUACAAGGACAACGAAUAUUCCUACGGUCGUCAACAGAAUCAAGGAUCUAAGUAUAGUUACAGUCCAUAUGAUCAACAGAAUCAGGGAUCUCAGUAUGGUUACGGCACAUAUGGUCAACAAUAUCAGGGAGAUCGAUAUGGUUACAAGGAUAAUGAAUACUCCUAUGGUCGUCAACAAAAUCAGGGAUCUCAAUAUGGUUACAACCCAUAUGGUCAACAAUAUCAGGGAGCUGAAUAUGGUUACAACUCAUAUGGUCAACAGACUCGGGGAGCUCAGUAUGGUUACAAGGACAACGAAUACUCUUACGGUCCUCAACAGAAGCGGGGAUCUCAAUAUGGUUACGGCACAAAUGGUCAACAAAAUCAGGGUUCUCAAUAUGGUUACGGCACAUAUGAUCAACAGAGUCAAGGAUCUCAAUAUGGUUACAAGGACAAUGAAUACUCCUAUGGUUCAUACUAUGGUAUACCAUAUGGUCGUCAGCAGUAUCAGGGAGCUCAAUAUGGUUACAAAGAUCAGCAAUACUAUUAUGGUGGUCAACAAAAUCAGGGAGCAAAGUACAGUUACAAUUACCCAGUAUAUAGUUCGUCUUAUUACAAUCCUUAUGGGAGCCAACAAUAUUAUUACAAGAACUAUGAGUAUCAAUAUGAGCCAAGAAGCCAACAACAAGAGCAAUAUCAAGGUCAACAACAGCAGCUGCCUUAUGGACCAAUUAAUGACUAUGUUGGAGAUGACGUAGUUGUGCUUGAACGUGAAGUUCGUGACACUCGCAAUCGCGAACAAGGUGGCAAACGUUAUCGUAACUGUGAAGGUACACGUGUUAGUUAUCGCAAUACCGAACAAUAUCGUGAGUUGGAAAGAUUACGUGAAGGUAUCGUGCGUAGUAUUGAAAGCACCCAGCAGUUGAGAUAUUCUCGACGCGGUGAGAUACUUUUACAAAGCAUACAAGAACUUGCUGCCAGGUUGAAUAUUCAGCGCAUAGUGGAAACGCUUGAGGGAGGCAUUUAUCAGCAGCAGCAACAAGACAUCCAAAUUGUACAGCAGGACGUAGAACAAAUAAUACGGCAAAUCCGUAUACUCGUCGAACAAGUGCGUGAAGAGGCCGGUAUUAGCGAAGGAAGCGAGCGUACACUUUACAUCCUUGCCGAUGUUAUUGAUGGUAGGCAACAACAACUAUCGAUCGGUGUACAGAGUACAUUGCAAGAAUUGCAACAACAAAUACAGCGUGUCCUUGGAUAUCCCGUUGGUCAAGCUAAUGAGUUGACUCCACUCGUUUUAUUGUACGGCUCUUUACGCAGCCCAGUAACACAACAAACCAUUUUAUCACUUGCCCAACUGAUCGAUGAUUACCGCCAGAAGUUGGAACCAUAUACCAGUAGCCAACUGAGCGGUAAUGGUGACAUUAGUGUUCAGAAUGUUCAAAUCGAACCUUUGGUCACCUACACUGAAGUAGUUGACGUUGAUCUUGUCAAUCUGAUCGAUCAGCAACUUUUGCAGUCAAACACCAACAAUCUACAACAACUUGGUCAAAAGGUGGUGGUUCGCCAACAGCGUUUAAAUUAUCAACCAUUCACCAUUUCUGUAGAUAUUGAUUCACAACGUCAACAAGAAGUUGCCAUACGUAUUUUGCUCGCCCCUCAAAUCGACUAUAACGGACGUCGCGUAUCUUUGGCACAAAACCGCAACAACUUUAUUCUCAUCGAUGCUUAUGUACAACAAUUGCAGGUCGGCAUUAACAAUAUCCAGCGCAAUUCACGCCAGUUCAAUGGUUACAGCGGCGAAGUGUCCACUAUUAGCCAAAUCUAUCGACAGAUAAUGACUGGACAGAAGCAACAACAACAAUCCGGUAUUAUUCGUCAGCUUCCAAAACAUCUCUUACUACCACGUGGAACUGCUGUUAAUGGCGGUUUACCAGUACAGAUUUUGGUUGUAGUGACUCCACUAAAUCAACAAAGUGAAUUUUACCGCCUUGAGGAUGUGUAUGCACAACAAAUCAGUGGUUUGGGAAUCGCUGCUGUUGGUGUGGAUCAAUUGCCACUGAAUUACCCACUGGAUAGGCAAAUUGUUGAUGAACAGCGUUUGGAUGUACCCAAUAUUCGGCUGACCGAAACUGUUAUCCAAUAUAACAGUCGCCGCGACGCUAGCAAUACUAGUGAAAUGAAGAUUUUCAUCCUUGCGCUGAUCUUGCUGAUCGGCGUUGCAGCAGCCGCAGUGCUGGAUAAUGUGGACAUCCGUAGAGUGGGAACUGGGAACAUUGGCACACGACGUAUUUCUGAAAUGAGUCCCGACGAUCUGUUGCAUCAGAAAUUCCUGCUGGACAUCCUCCGACAUGUACAAGAGCCGAAUGUGAGCGAACAAGAACUUCCUCAGUUGUCAAGUUUGCAACCUGUGCAGUUAGUCGACGAUGAGACCCUUUACAACGGGGGCAUCGACGAUGAAAUGGCUCAUGUGUUAGAACUAAGUCGUAACCAAGAUUUGUUGGCUAAGCAUGAACUGUAUAGUUUAGCCGAUGACGAGCAUAUGCGUCAAAUGAUUGGGCUCUAUCGGCUACUAGUACGUUCACGCGAUUGGGAUACACUACAAAGGAAUUUACUGUAUGCACGAGUUCACGUUAACGGCGUCCUAUUAGUGAACUCAAUGUUGCUUGCUAUACGCGAUCGAGAUGACACUCAGAACUUGGUUAUGCCAGGCAUACACGAAAUUUUGCCGGCGCUUUAUCUGGAUGAGGAUCUAUUACGCCGUGCCAACGAAAUUCAUUUGCAGUCGGGUAGCAACAUUUCGUUCCAAAAACAAACUCAACGUCCGGGAAUACUUGAAAUGGUCGGAUUAAAUAAGCUGUGGAAUAGGGAUGCUAAUAGUGUAGAUACUUUAGACCGCAGACAGCUGUGGAUGCCAUGGCGCGAAAUGCGUAUGGAACUACAGGCGCGUAAAGUUGUCGGCGGGAAUGCUGCUACACGUAUUAGCCUACACGAUGAUAAUCGCAUUGUUUUACCGGUCACGUUGCCAACAAGUGUUUUGCGCGAGGAGAGGGAAGCUCGGCUAUUAACAAAUGAUGUUGGCCUCCAAUCAUUCCUGCAGUCCUUAGUCAAUGAGUUGUGCCUCAUUGAAAGUGAAUCAAUGCAGCAAAAUGAACAGCGAGCGAGGGUGGAGAAGAAUCGAGCAGUGUUGGGGCGUGUCGGUUUGGAGAGAAACGUUGGGUCAGUAUUGAAAAGCGAACUUAGGCGCACAGAUGAGAAAGUACAAGGUCAGAAUAUGAGAGACGUCUACACAGUAGAUUUAGAUACCAAUGAAGAUGGUCGCGAUUCUUGGAUGAAUCGUAACAUGCUGAGCAAUGCGAGACCUUCCGAUCGGAGACAAGGCGCUUACAUUAAUGACGAUUACGAUAGGGACACCUCUCAAGUGGGAUGGGACAAUAGCCGAGUCAGCGUCCGUUUGCCAAAAACCACUGCUGAUGAUGAACGUUUAUUGUACGUCAAUCGUAAACGUCAACAUGCUGCUGCCAUCAAUCAAAUGUAUUUACGAGGUGAACAACCAGGCGCAGAGACUGAUUUGAACGGUCGCUGGGGUCAAACCGAUGGUUAUCGAGUUAACAAGCGUGACACAAUUCAUACUGAACGUAUUGAUCUUGGUGAGGGGAUGCCAAUGGACUGGAACCGACAAAUGGCAAUGCAUCGUCUACAGAAAAACCGUGUGGUGGAUACUCAAAUUAACGACACGCCUGCACCACUAAACAUUGGUUACAAUAAUGAAAAAACAAAUAAUCAGGUUCCUGUUUUACCCACAGUUGAUAUCACCAAUGAACGUUUAGUUCACGUCGGUCGUCGUAGAUUGAACCAGUGGAGAAAAGAGAAUCAACCAAUGGAAUCUGUAUUGGAUGAAAGACGUAAUACUGACAUAAAUCGAGAAGGUUGGGAAAAUGUGUACGAAAACACAGAUCGCAGCUGGUUGAACGCCAUUCAUAGAAAUAGACAAGAUGCUAGAAGUAAAGGUAGAGUUGCGGACGAUACAAGAAUUUGGACUACUGUUGCGCGUGGAAUGGGAAAUAUCGGUAUUCACGUUGGGCAGGAGGCCAACGGUGUAAAUGAAAUAAAGACAGAUGCGCGAUUGAGGAAUAACAUAAGUCGAAGACCGUUGAACAAUGAUCCCACUCAUACCAUCUCAUCUAAUGAAGGCGAACCGUCGUAUGUCAAGCAACACCGUUCUCCACGUAGCCUGUAUGAUAAUGUUGUUUUAAACCGUAAGCGUUAUGUUGAUCAAAAACGUGACGGAGAAUUGCUUUUGCACAAUCUUCAACAGUUAAUGGCUCGCAUCAAUUUGGAACAAAUUAAUUUGGGCCUGGGGCAUCCACUUCAAUUGCUAGAUGACACAAUUGCUUCAAGUCGUUUUAACAAUGCACGUCCUUCGAAUGCUCUAGAUCAACGUUUGGUUCUUCGUUUAAACAAGAUGCGUCUAAACUCUCGUCGAAACAGAUUACUGCUUAACCAUAUUACUGAAGUUGAAAGACGUUUACAAAGGAUUAUCGAAAAUGAAAUACUACGCGUUGUUGAGAUUGAACAAAGAAAUGAUAUCCGUAAUAAAGGUGAUGUUGAUCAAUUGAUCGGCGACAUCCUUAUUGGCAAACGAUCAGUCGAUCAAGAUGUCAAUUUUUUGAAUAUUUUGCGUGAAAUUAUACUUCAAACUGAAGAUAUUAACGGCAGCUUCCAGAAACUUAACCAAAUCUCUAUGGACAUUGAAAACCAAAUUGUUCUCCACUUGCUGCGUCGUAUAGUUCAAAUCGCCGAUUUACAACGUCAGCAAUCUUUGGGCAGCUACCGUAACGAGGAACUUUUAAUGGAUGGUGUUAGCAUAAAUGAUGUUAUUGUAGGCAAGUUACGAACUUAUGUUGACACCAACGAUGUGGAUCUCAUCAAUACUAUCGGAGUAAGAACCUCAUACACUCCUGGUCGGACUGCAGAUAUUUCGCAACGUACGGUUGUCGCACGUCAACAGCGUCUUAACCACCAACCUUUCACCAUCAAAGUUGUUGUUUCCACAAAUCGAAACAAACGUGUGAUCGUCCGUACACUUCUAGUACCGCAGGCAGUCACCAGUGAUCUGGGAACAACACAACUAAAUCGUCUACGCCAAAACUUUAUUUUAUUGGAUACUUACAUGACCGACCUCCAGAGCGGACGUAAUGUAAUCACGCGUCAAUCUGAUGACAUCAGCUGGACUGCACGAGAUACAACCCCAUUUACCGAAAUCUACAAGCGUGUAAUGAAAGCUCUCGAAAGUGAUGUGGCCAUUAACUGGGGUCAAGUGCGAGGUCAGAGUUGCCGUUUCCCCCAUCGCUUAUUGCUACCACGUGGACGCGUGGAUGGACUGCCAAUGCAGUUGCUUGUCAUCAUCACUCCAGCGGAAACUGACGGGCGACCAACAGUUCAAGAAAUGGUUAUGAACAACAAGAUUUGCGGUAUGGGUGUGAGCAGCAUGAACUUAGACCAGAUGCCACUCGGUUUCCCUCUAGAUCGUCCAAUAGAAAGUAUGGAAGAAAUUGGUUCACUACCCAAUGCACGUUUGUUGGAUGUAAAGAUAUUUCAUAGUAAACAGUUAGUUGCUGACGACUUUUAUUGAGCCAACAAAGAACUUAUUUGCUGUAAAAUGAAACUAAAUAUGCUUUUAUAAAUUAUAUUUUGUAACAAUUAUUAUUCUCAUUUUAAUAAAACAUUUUAAAUUAGCAAA